Messenger RNA from Rotaria sp. Silwood2, 3888 nucleotides. NCBI's taxonomy places the organism in Eukaryota, Metazoa, Rotifera, Eurotatoria, Philodinida, Philodinidae. The record is from the annotation of a GenBank genome assembly.
AACCGAGUUAUGGUCCGCUUUGGUGGUACGAAUUUCUUGACCUACAGUUCUUAGAAUAUUGGGACGAAAGUCACAUAGGUCAAUGCAGAAUUUCAAGGGCUAUCAAUUGGUGAAAAAAGAUCGGACCUUCGACUUAAGACGGCGGAGUUAUUCGCAUUAUACAUAGAAGCCCUAAAAACACCGAAAACGGCAAUAACUCCGGCCCAUUAACUCAAAUCUUCUUAAUUCACCCACCGUUAGAAAAAGCGUCGAAAACUGCACAACAUGGUGGGUGAGCAAAAGGGGUUCGACUUACUUGGAUUGAGAUAGAUGCAGAACAAGAGAAAGGACAAAUGCAGAUCGCUUAAACUUUUGUCCUCGACUGUACUUAAAUUUAAUUUAAAAAACCUUCAGAAAACAUCUUUGAAGAACCUAUAAUAUAUGAUUCAAUGUGACUUCAUUUCUUCAUUCUAUUGAUAAAAACUCUCGUGAUUUAUCCUGUUCUCUGAUCAAAACGACUUAUUUUAUACAAUUAUCUUAAAAUUUCUCAUUAAUUUUAGUAUGCAAUCAAACAAGUCUUUCGUAUUGAUUUAAAUUUACAUCGUUUUCCAUUACUUGAAUGUAUAUCUUUAAUUGAUCCAACCAUAGAAGAAUUGAAUCUUAUUUUUUCAAAAUUAAAACAUAUGUCUAUUCGAAUAUUAAAUAUUCGUAUUCAACGACCAUCAUCAUCAACAAAUGAAAUAACUUAUAAAAGUUGUUUACAACAUCAUUUAUUUGGUUCAACACAAAAUAAAACAUUAGAAUCAAUAUCUGUUGAAAUGCAUAAUAAUGAUUAUUUACAAUUUAUUGAUAAAACUGAUAUACCUGCAAUUUAUGAUAAUUUAAAAGAAUUAAAUAUUCCAUUAAGAUCAUUCGAUAGUCUUCUAUUACUUUUAGAACAUGUACCUAAUUUAAAAAAAUUAUGUGUUAAAUUAUUUGCUGAUCAAACACCAUUAAAUGUACCAUUAUGUGGUAAACCACCAAUAAAUUUAAUUGAUUUUGAAUUAGAUGUUACUGGAAGUGAAUUAAAUUUUGAUCGUUUUGUUUUAUUAAUGACAAGUCGAAUACGUGCAGCAAAAUUAGAAAGACUAGCAUAUUUUAAUCGUACAACUAUGGAUCAAAAUUAUUUUAAGUAAGUAAAAAAAAAUAUUUAUUUCAUUUAUAAAGAUAUUCGCUCAAUGUUUGAUUAUAUUUACGUUUAAUUGAGAACAAAAAACUCGUAAUAUAUUUAAAGUCAAGAUUAAUUUGUUUCAUUAUUAUUAGAUUUACCGUUGCAUUCCUUAUUCAAACUUUCUUUAAAAUUAAAAUUGAUUUCUUUCUAAAUGAAAUGCUAUUUGAAUCUGUUUAAUUUUGAUUUUCUCAAAGAUCUCUAGUAAAAAAUGUUUGAUAUAAAACAAAAUUGAUCUAUUAAGAUUAGAAAAAGGAAAGGAAUAAAUUCUAUUGUUCUUCAUUAAACAAAACUCUAAAAUUUUGAUUAUUUUUACAACAAUCAUUCGAUAAUAAGAAUAGCAAACUUCUGUUACUAUAAAUUACUAAAAGAAACAUAACUCAUAUCGUACGUUUAUCUUUUACAAUCGGUAGUAGAUUGUUGGUAUGAAGGCAACUAAAUCAUAGCCGUUAGAUGAUACACUCUACUAAUCAAACAACCAUUUCAAAACACAAAAGAUUGUGAAACAUAUCGUUAUAAAAUUUAGUUCAAAUGAUAUUUCGUUAAUCUAUUUUAUAUGGCUCAUGGUUAAAUACGUGCAAGAUGGUCUCGGUUUUGGCACGGCCGAGAUCGGUACCAGAGCAUACACUUUUCUGUUGAGAAUAAUACCUUUUAUGCUCAUGUAAAACUUACGUCGAAUGACAUAUUGUCAUGACUCACGUGUUCUAAGAUUUUCAAAAUUACUAAUGAGGGAACUGAUGGAAGUGAUUCGCCGAUUUUGAGCUCAUAUUUUUGGCAUAUAGAGGAGACCUCUAGACUAGAAUAACCCUAAAAGAAUUUGGGUCCAUAGACCUCUUCUACAGAAUUAUAGUCAUUUUACUUUAGUUUUAGCAUAUGACACGGUAUGCACCAACAAAGAGACUGAUUAUAUUUGGACCUGAAAUCUUGUCCACAGAUAAGUCUACUUGUAAUUAGAAUGCCGUGAAAAUUUCAGCUCAAAAGAAUGUUUUCUUCGCGAGAUAUUGAAUUUUCAAAAAUCACACAGAUCCUAUACAAGAUAGAAGAACCUCAAAUUUUCCCAACAUUCAUAUCUCGCGAAGGUAACAUUCUUUUGAGUUGAAAUUUUCAGGCCAUUCUAAUUACAAGUAGACUUAUUUGUGAACAAUAUUCCAGAUCCAAAUACCAUCAGUCUCUUUGUUGGCACAUACCGUGCCGUGUGUUAAAACUAAAGUAAAAUGACUAUAAUUCUGUAGAGAAGGUCUAUGGACCGAAAUCCUUUUAGGAUUAUUCUCGUCUAUAGAUCCCCUCUAUAUGCCAAAAAUAUGAGCUCAAAAGCGGUGAAUCACUUUGAGCAGUUCCCUCGUACGAUAUAAGCAGGUAGUUUCAAUAAAAUUUCAGUAGCUAUGUGAAUUUCAUAAACAUUCAUAUAGAUAAAUGAAAUUAUAAGUCUAUAGAAAUAUAAAAACUUAUCCUCAAAAAUAUAAGCAUUUUUGACAAUUCCUUAGUAGAUGCCAAAAUUGCUCAUGGACUUUCUCAGAAAUUAUCUUCUUAUAUGUUAGUAGUUAUCGAAAUAACCUUCUCAUGUGUUGAUAAUUUCGGAAGUUUCUCAAUAUUUAUCUCUUCUGAAUAGAUAUGGACAAAGAUGGUUCCGAUUUCGAUGGAACCGAGACCAAAAAUGAUUAGUUCCACUCAUGGCUAGAGGUGCCAGUCGAUCGACUGGGCCACUACCAACCACAUGUGGCGACACUAGAAUAGAUAUUUGAUUUAUAAAAAUUUUCGAGUUCUCAAAUCAUUUUUUUUGGAAAUUUAACUCUCAAAUUUCUUUUCAAAAAGAUUCUCUCUUUUCCAUUUCUCGAAAUUAAGAAAUUUUUUUAUAAAAUUCCUCGAAAAACUUCACCGAUCAAUGUAUCGGCUUAAGGGCCCCUCCCCCUCACAAAAUCCAUUUUUUGGAAAAGUAAUCGUAGUCGAAUUUUUAUCAUAGAAAGAUGCAGCGAAGUUUCCUCUUUCAGAAUAUAUAUAAUUUUUAAAAAAAGGUCAAAUUUUUAUAGACCUUCGUAUGAGAUUUCCAUCUCAGUACCCGGUUUUCGGAGAGGUUUUCGCGAUUUUUGUUAUUUUUGGGAAGACUACUUUUUGACUUCUAUCAUCAUGGAAUAAAUAUUCUUAUAUCAUAUAGUACGACCUGUAGUGCUGGCUUACGCCAUCCAUUGCGUGCUUUCAAAAAUUCCACAUAAAUAUUAUCAAUAUACCAUUAUUUUCUACAUUUGAAUGAAAACUCCAUUUCUAAAACUUCUUUGGUGCUUUUCUCAGAAUACGGUUUCUUAGCAGGAAAAUUGGGAUCACUCUGUCCCGGCCCUGGGUAUUAUUCAAUAUAUUUUUUUUGUUUUAAAACUCUCGAUUACAGUAAACUUUUGUCCGAACGGAUUUUUGAAAGUUGAUUCCUGGGCUGAGAAAAGUGGAAUUUACUGUCGUUAGACUACCAUUUUUCUGCUAAUUUGAAGACCCUUGCGCUAAAAUGCUCAUAAAAAAUGAAUAGGACGGAAUAUCAAAAUUCUGUUCGAACAAAAAUUGCUUACUGACAUGUACUUUAAUUUGAAACCAGCCUGAGCUCUCUAGCUUUUCUUAUGACGGAGUUAUACCGAUUUUCCUGAAGGCCAAAAAUGACCCAUGAAUCAGCUGGAAAUGCGGUCUAGUAUGACCAAUCGAGCUGAAAUUUUUACCAGAAG